AUGCCCGGAGCCACCAAGGGAAAAAUUUGCAAGAAGUUGCAUAAAGACGAUGAUGAAAGGACCUUACAGAGUUUGAAGCAAGAAUUGAGACUCUGUAGUAACGGUCACUCAUCGUUAUCCAAGAAAAAAGUCGCGAAACACUUAAGUGAAGGCAAUGUGAGUGUAAGCUUGAAGAGGCAUAAGAUCGUCAGUAAGGCCAUUGUGCGUAAGGCUAAAGCCUCAAAAAAGAGACCUUCGAGUGGAUUAAAGCGUAAGACGUCAAAAGAUGACACUGAGGAGAAUGAGAAAACAGGUGUUAGAGAUGUAAAGCGUACGAAGAAAAAUAAUAGGAAAAAUAAGGGGGGAAAUAAUGUGGAGCUUGAUGAAGCUUCUCGGUUACAGAGAAGGACAAAGUACCUGUUAAUAAAAAUUAAUCUGGAGCAGAAUUUUAUUGAUGCCUACUCCGCAGAAGGCUGGCAAGGUCAGAGUCGGGAAAAGAUAAAACCAGAAAAGGAACUACAAAGAGCCAAGAAUCAGAUAGUGAAGUAUAAAAUAGGGAUACGUGAAGCUGUUCACCAAUUGGAUUUGCUUAGUUCUGAAGGACGUAUCCAGGACUCGGCAUUUGCUGCUGAUGGGUCUGUUCAUCAUGAACAUAUAGUCUGCGCAAAAUGUCAGUUGCGUGAAGCUUUCCCAGAUAACGACAUUAUACUUUGUGAUGGGACUUGCAACCGUGCUUUUCACCAGCAAUGUAUGGAUCCACCUCUGUCAACAGAAAAUAUUCCCCCGGGAGACGAAGGGUGGUUUUGCAAAUUUUGCAAGAAGAAAAUGGAAAUACUGGACAUAACAAACGCUCACCUCGGGACCCACUUCCCUCUCGAUUGUAAUUGGCAGGAUGUUUUUAAGAAAGAAGCUAAUUUGUUAGAAGAUGGAAAUGCCAUGGUGUGCCCGGAAGAAGCAUGGCCAUCAGAUGAUUCUGAAGAUGACGACUAUGAUCCAGAUAGAAUCGAAAGCAGUGAUAGUGGGUUACAGCCUAAUGCUUCUGAAUGUAGUUCUAGUUUUAUGGUGUCGCUCGAGGAUGAAUCUGGAAUAGUCCUUGAGAGAAGAAUAGGAUCUUCAAAUAACACCCCUGAUGUGGGCAGAGCAGAUUCAGAUGAUGGUGAGGUUAUAAGCCGGCCCAGACAACGUGUGGCUGUUGACUAUAUCAAGUUGUAUAAUGAAAUGUUUGGAAGAAAUGGUACCGAAAAUGAGGAAUUCAGUGAGGAUGAGGAUUGGGGUCCACAAAAAAAGAGGCGGAAAGUGAAGGAGACGGAUGCUGCCAGCACUUUAAUGGCCCUAGGUGAUACUGAGGAGAAAAAAUCAGAAGAAGUUUUAUCGGAAAUGAAAGAGAACGAGUUAAGCAAGAUGGCCAAAAAACCAACUUUCAGGCUCCCACAUAAUGCAGUUGAGAAGCUUCGACAUGUGUUUGCGGAGAAUGAACUUCCUGGACGAUCUUUGAGAGUUAGUCUUUCAAAGCAGCUAGGGCUAGAGUUUGAGAAGGUCAAUAAAUGGUUCAAGAAUGCCCGCUACCUAGCUCUAAAAGCAAGAAAGCGAGGUACCAUAAAUAGCCCUGAUUUGAAACAGACAGAAAAACUACGAGAGGAUGCUAGUUCUAGCAUUCAAAAGGAGCACGUAUCAGAAACUGCAAAUGGUGAUCAUCCUCAUCAAACGGCAUCCAGGAACGAUAUGCUAUCAGAUAGCACCAAGGAUUUGACGGAGUUUGUCAGAAGGAGAAAAAACUGCUUGUCUGCCAAUGCCUUCAAGAUAAACCAGCGAAAGAAACGAUUAUUAAAAAAAGCAGAUAGCAAUCAGACGACCAAGGAUGUGGGUGAUGAUAUGAACCUUACACAUUUACGAGACAAGGCAAAACAAGUUAAGAAGAAAUCGAGUUGCAUAAGCAGAGAUGGCCCACCAGAAGCCGAGGCUCAGAUGGAAAGGCUCUGUGAAAUUAAGAGCAGAAUCGAGAAGCUGCAACAAGUGGUACUUCAAUUUCCCAGCAGGAGGUUUGGUAAAUCAAGUGCAAAUAAGUUAAACGACCCUCCGGUUAUUUUUGUACCAGUAGCAGAGCUAAGGGAGAAAAGGUGA
Molecule: messenger RNA, 2100 nt
Organism: Striga hermonthica
Lineage: Eukaryota; Viridiplantae; Streptophyta; Magnoliopsida; Lamiales; Orobanchaceae
Source: the annotation of a GenBank genome assembly